AUUGUCAUGUCAUCCAGUUACUCUUGCAAGAAAUUAAUAAAAUUGAAGAUGUUGUAAUGGUUUUACUAGAAUACUUUCUUUUACAAUGGAAUCUAUAAAUUCAGAUGGUGAAAUCAGUGAUAAAAGUAGUAUCAAUGGCGACUGUUCUCCAAUAUCUUUCAAUCAAAAUUCACACUUGAAUCAUGCAAAAAAUAUUGAUGACAUCUCUACACCUUCCGAAUUAAAAUUCGACCAAGAAUUCGAAUUCGAGGAUACAUUUCUUACUGAGAAACGAAAACAAAUCGAAGAAUACUUGGAUAAUCCAGACAUAGUCAAUGUGGAGCAAUGGAAAGAACUUGCUAGAAGCAAGGGUGGUUUGAUAUCAGAUGAAUAUAGACGGAAAAUAUGGCCGCUUCUAGUGGGCGUAACACAAGAAGAGAUGACAGAACCACCAUCUCUUGAUGAGCUCUCAACACAUUCUGAAUAUAAUCAGGUCGUGUUGGAUGUGAACAGGUCUCUGAAGAGGUUUCCCCCUGGCAUUCCAUACGAACAGAGAGUAGCUCUACAGGAUCAACUCACUGUUCUCAUUCUGCGAGUUAUCAUUAAGUAUCCGCACUUAAAAUACUAUCAGGGUUAUCAUGAUGUAGCUAUAACUCUCCUCUUGGUGUGCGGUGACCGAGCGUCCUUUCCGCUACUCUGCCGCCUCUCGUACGGCCCGGGGGCGCCCCUGGCCCCGUUCAUGCAGGCUACCAUGCAGCCGACACAGCAUUUACUGAACUACAUGCUGCCCGUUGUGAGACGUGCUGACGAGCAUCUAGCUGACUGCUUAGAAAAAUCUGGCGUGGGCACGAUGUUCGCGCUGCCGUGGUACCUCACGUGGUUCGGUCACAGCCUGCCGCGGUAUUCGGACGUGGUCCGCCUGUACGACUACUUCCUCGCCGCGCCGCCGCUCUUCCCCGUGUACGUGACUGCCGCCAUCGUGCUGCACCGCGCGCCGCAGGUGCGGGCGUGUGAAGAGGACAUGGCCAUGAUGCACUGUCUGCUGUCGAGGUUACCAGAUGACUUGCCUUUCGAAGACAUAUUGGUGACUGCGCUGAAGUUGUACAAGGAAAACGAUCCCAGCGACCUCGAAUCUGAAGUCGCCGCUCUCGAAAAAAGAGAAGAGGAGCAGCGGCGUCUCGACGAGGAGCGUAUGCGGCGGCGUCGCGAGGUGCGGCGUACUGGCGGCAGCGGACUGCGGGCUCGACUCGCCCGAUUGGCGCUAGUCCUGCCCCGCCCCCUACGCACGCGCGGCGGCGCGCUCGCGCUAGCGGCUGCGCUGCUCGCCGUAUACGCCUACUACCGUCCCGAUCUGUUCAGGAUUAACGACGACAGGAAGGAAAUUGAAUGGUCUUAAGGACAAUAAAACACUUUUGUUGAAUUUAAUUUA
Molecule: messenger RNA, 1408 nt
Organism: Aricia agestis (brown argus)
Lineage: Eukaryota; Metazoa; Arthropoda; Insecta; Lepidoptera; Lycaenidae
Product: TBC1 domain family member 20
Exons: 9
Coding region: 86-1375 (429 amino acids)
Biological process (GO): positive regulation of GTPase activity; endoplasmic reticulum to Golgi vesicle-mediated transport
Cellular component (GO): endoplasmic reticulum membrane
Molecular function (GO): GTPase activator activity
Source: RefSeq, a predicted model, not a curated record